Molecule: messenger RNA, 1377 nt
Organism: Trichomonas vaginalis G3
Lineage: Eukaryota; Parabasalia; Trichomonadida; Trichomonadidae
Exons: 1
Coding region: 1-1377 (458 amino acids)
Source: RefSeq, a predicted model, not a curated record
AUGAGCCAAGAUUCAGAUGCCCAAAUUGUCAAAGAGUAUAAGGAGAAAGCGGGAAAAUGGACAAGUGAGGACUUGUUCUAUAUUCUUGGUCAGCCAAGGGCAGUUAUUAGGUCAUUAAGAAAGUAUAUCAUCGAAUGGACGAUAAACAAUCACAACAACCUCGAAUUUGGUGUUGAUAAUGAGAAAGAUAAGAUUAAUAUACGAAAAGCAAAAAACUAUUAUGAAAAUGUUGAUAAUUCUUUCGCAUACAGUCUGUUUUUCAUUGGCUCAAAGAACUUUAAUAAACUAAAGAUGCCCACUCUUAAUAAGCCAGACUAUUCCAUUGUUCAAGUAUUACAUAACAAAGAUUUUAAUGAUAAAAUGGAAGGCGAAUUUUUCCGAUACAUUUACAACCCAUACAUAUUCGGUCGUGCAAAAGAAAUAUCAGAGGCAGAGAAACUGUAUAUUUUACAGAGAUAUAAUAUUUCAAUUUUUACAAGGAAAGAUUCGGAUUACAAGCGAGCUAUUUGUCUUCAAAUAUUCCAAGGUAUGAAUACAAACGUCCUAAACUUCAAAUACCUUGAUUGCAAUAUUAUGAAUACAUCUAAAGAUGAUCAACAAACAAAAACCAUAGAACGCUUGGGAAAAUUCCUUUCUAUUGUUGGUUACAAUAGAAGCGUGCCGAUUCGCUACCAACAAGAUUACAUUCCAAGAAUUUUGAUUUCAUUGCCAAAAAGUGAAAUUUUCAUGCAUCAAACUCCGUUCUUUAGGAAGUAUAUGCUUAUCCUUAAUGAAAACGAUGGAAAAGCCUUGAUUCAGAAUCACAAUCUUUAUGAAUUUAAAAAAUUCAUUAAAACAAGCCAAAAAGCAGACCAAACUAAGAAAAUUGAUAGUAUCAAUUUGUAUGAUUUUGCUCCAAUACCAAUGUAUCUUCCUAAUGCAUUGCUAAACGAGAAAUUCAACUUCGGAUCAAGUAUGAUUUUGUACAUUUUCUUUUCUUACAUCAGGGGAAAGAAGAAAGAUGAAACAUCGAAUUUCUACAAAAACUAUUUAGAGUUAAUGAAAGAAUUCACGGAUUUGACAAAAGAAAUUGGAAUUCUGAAGCCAUCAGAAUAUCUUAAGGAAUUGAUGGAAGGAUACUGCAAAAAAUACUUUCACUCAAAUGAAAAGAUGAUGGAUUUAGCAAUAAGACCAACAAUCCAUGAAAUUACCAACCAAAUAAUUAAUAAUUUGACACCUAUCUUAUGCCGCAAUGAUGAUCAGUUUGCAAAGUUUACAACUGAAUGUUCUGUGCUAAAUUUAAGAGAUAUGCUGUGCGGAGUUAAUAAUCCAGAAAAAUGCAACAAAAAAUUUAAUGAAAAUUAUUACCCUGGGGUUGUUAAAAAUAUCAAAAAUUAG